This is a messenger RNA of Heterobasidion irregulare TC 32-1, 1317 nucleotides long. RefSeq lists its product as uncharacterized. The transcript is spliced from 6 exons. Lineage: Eukaryota; Fungi; Basidiomycota; Agaricomycetes; Russulales; Bondarzewiaceae. The record is from RefSeq and is a predicted model, not a curated record. Bases 1 to 1317 code for a protein of 438 amino acids.
AUGGAACGACGGGGGGGGGAUAAGGAGGACGAAGUGAGCGUCAAGUACGACCCUCGCACGCAGCAUGAUUGGUGGGGCGUGCCAAUGUUCAAGGAUAGGCUGUCUGAGGGUGCCGGCACUGCGACAGGCCCGACAACGAACACAGCACAGCAUCAAGAACCCAACGAGGACAGCGGUUCCGGAAAUCGAGAACCUACGAGGAUACAUCUCCGACGCCAUAGAGACUGCAUCGCUGCCCAAGAAACUUCAUCCCAUCGUGCGAGUGUGGCUUUGGGCCCGUCGCAGACGCUAUCGCACGAGUUCCGAGCAGGACAUCCUUUGUCCGAUCCAGGUGUCGGCGCACAGACCACGCGCCGUCCAUGGGAUACCUCCCGCACAUCGCUCGAGGCAUUCGCGCACGCUUGGUCGCCAACUGUUCAGCUCGGGCAGCCAAGACAACAGUUGGAGGGCGUCGGGCGUUGUACCGUUCGGGUGCCAUCAAUCAAUCACCGUCAUCCCUCGACCGACGAAGCAAGCACGGCACAGACGCUCGCUAUCGACGCCUUGACUGCGGAUAUACGAGGAAAGGGAAGCGAUUCCCCUGCGCGAGAGGCGCGGACCGUCAGUACCGCACUGUGCACGGCCGAAGGCGAUAGCCCAGAGAUGCUCAGCACGCGGCGCAUGCACGCCAGAGCCCGCUCUCCCGCCGGCUCUGUUACUUGCGGUCGGACGGUCGGCCUCCACUUGGCUUUCUUGACACAUCGCCGAGUCGUGUCUCCCACCUGGGCGUUAGCGAGAGAGAUACAGGGGGAAAAGCAGCGCGGGGCGCACAUCCAGAAGCGCCGAGCACCGAAUCGGACGGCGAGAAAAGCCGUGGUCCGACGCGGUCCGACGCACUCUACUAUAGUCUCCGUGGCCGACCUAGCAACGCAGAAGACAGAAGGCAGAAGACGGAAGACGGAAGACAGAAGGCAUGGGCCGCGAUGGCCUCGCGAGUGCGGCGUCGGCGCACGCGGCAGAGCCUCGACCAACUGGCUAGCGAAGCGCGAAGAGGUGCUGCGGGCGGCUGUUACGGGCGACGAUAGGGAGGGUCGGCCUGCCGCGAGAGGAGCGUCGCGGUCGCCGGGAAGGAGCUGCGCUCGUGGAGGCGCACGACACGACACGACGCGACGCGACACGGCGUGGGACGACAUGGCACGGCGCGGCACGGCGCGGAACACGGCCAACAAACCGCCGGCGUUUCCUCGCGCGCGCGCCCCUACAACGAAACGAAACGAAACGAAACGAACCAGACGCUCGGCGAGCUGUGGAAGGCUGUGGCGCAUCUCUGUAGAAUAG